ACACACUCUGGCAUACCCACUCUCCAACUUACAGAUACGCCUGCCCUCAGACACGCCGCAACACUUGCCUCGACACCCGCUGCGUGGGCGCACAAUUAUCUCUACACUAAAACGCUGCACUCUAGCAGCAAGAAAAGCACAAGGUCUCUCACUUCUCACGACUGAAGCAUGCUCUAUCUAUUAUCAAGGAAUGCCUAAUUUUGUGUGAAGCUGCCGAAAGGGAAAAAAGGAGCGCUCUGGCUUCCAAACCCGACCCAGACCCCAUCCCAAAGAGCAGCAGAUGUGACAGAAGAGGAGAGGCGGAGAGAGAAACACAAUCUCCCUUACCCCUCCUCAUCUGGGAGAACAAUACCCGGUCUCUAGUUGGAGAGGGUCAGCUUUUGUCCUUCUCCGCACGCUCCCGCUCAAGAGUGAAGAGCAGACAGACGCGCUGACACAUUGACCUGCUGCUGUGAGAAGAGAAGACGGAGCAAAGCAUCUGCUGCACUCUACUCGGUUUGAUUCAGUACUUGGACAGUUCCUGAGCAACAACCAGUAUCGUGUGUGCGCACGUUUGUAUGAGAGUGAAGGGAGACUGUCGGGUGAGUAACUGAAGGUGAUUCAGUUUGGAGCGAAGAAGCAGAAAUGCAGCCCCCACGUUCACUCCAGCUUGGUCCCUGUGGCGCCUCUCUGUCCCUGGGAUCUCAGGGAAGCACUACUACCUUCCAGCUGGAAGAGAAGCAGCUUUUUGAGAAGUUUUGGAAAGGGACUUUCAAGGCUGUGGCCACCCCAAGACCAGAGAGUGUCAUUGUGGCUAGCAUCACUGCCAGUAGGAGAGUGACUGACUCAGAAACAACAACCUGCCAGCAGCUCAAGCCUGAUGAGAGGAAAGCUGUGGACACAAGGGACAGAUAUGGCUGCAUCAAAGGAAACAGACGUAAACAUCGCAGCCAUCGCAGGGCCAGGAGUCCGUCCUUUGAUGAGGAACCUUCCCCUCGGCCAAAGAGGAAGAAGAAGAAGAGGAAGUCUGAGCGGAAGAGGAAGAGGAAAAGGUCUCCUUCUUACAGCCUGUCACCACCGAGGAAGAAGAAAAAGAAGAAGAAGAAGAGCUCCAAGAAAAGCAAGCGGCACAGGUAUACCUCCAAGAAGUCAAAACACAGCUCUUCAAGUUUAAAACAUAAGAGGAAGGAUGAACGCAAGCACAAGAAAAGUUCUCGGACUCACUCACGUCGGAGACGGCGGUAUCGGAGGUCAGAGUCAGAGACUUCUUCCUGCCAAUCUUCAACAGAGGACAGACACCAUCUGCAAAAAUCUGUGGUUCAUCAAGCAUUUGGAGACCUGGCAGCUGUAGGACAGGAAACCAAUGCAGUGCUCAACUACACAGACAUGAAGUGGAGACCUACAACCAAAUCAGUGUGUAAAAUGGCUCCAAAAUAUCGCUCCAUCCUCUCUGCUGGCACCACUUUGUCGUCAAAACCUGCAAGUGAGAUUUUACAUGGAAAUGGGUCUCAGCAUUUAACGAGCCAGACUGUAGGUCCACAUGAUUACGAUUCUGGGAAUGACACAUCUUCGCCGCCAUCGAGCAAAACUGGUGUUUCUCAGGGGAGUGUCACUCUUGACAACAAGAGCAACAGCUGUCAACGUGUGGCCUCGCCAGGGAAGCUAAAGUUCACUGAGAGAGACAAUGUCUCUGAUUCAGGAAACUCUGUGACCAGCUAUGCUUCCUUGUGCAAACCUUACGGGGAAGACGGUUUGUCUGGAACCCUUUUCAGUGGAAACGGCAAGAGAGAGCAGAUAACCUUGGGGUGUCGGCUAGAGGUUGUGAGAUCCCCAAAGACAUCCAGCUGCUCAGAGAGGAGGAGCGACUUGUCUCAAGGGCGACGGAAAACCCGGUCAUCUAGCAGCAGGAGCAGGAGCAGAUCCUCAGGGAGUUCCAGAUACUCUGGACGCUACUCUCGAAACCCCUCGCUUUCAUCUUGCAGCUCAUACUCACGCUCAAUGAGUAAUUCAGCUGAUCUGAGGCGAAGAGGAAGCGUAGCGAGCCUGAGCUCCAGAGGAAGCUACUCAAGAUACAGUCCCGACAGACUGCGAGACAGAAAAAAAACAGCUAGCUCCAGAGAGACAGAUGCGAAGCAUACACAUAAAGUUAGUGGGAAGAGGCGAAGACGCAAAUCCUACUCUCCUAUGAAGAAAAGGAGGAGAGACUCACCAAGCCAUCUGGAAGCACGGCGAAUCACAAGUGCCAGGAAGCGACCCAUUCCUUACUUCCGACCAAGCCCAUCCUCUAGCAGUCGGUGCACCAGCGUGUCAUCCUGGAGCAGCCUCUUCACUCGCAGUCGCAGCCCUCUGUACAGCAUCAGCCGCAGCAGGAGCAGGAGCCAGAGCCACAGCUACUCCUCCUACCGGAGCUACAGCCGCAGUUCAUCAUGGAACUCAGUCUUUGGGAGCCGCAGUCGUAGCCGGAGCCGCGGUUCGUUGAACAAACGGAACAAAACCAGGCACUAGGUUUCUCAACAUUAGGAGACCAAAUCUGCAGUUGUGGUUCCCGUUGAGAACGAGGACAGAGGCUGUCAGUGCAAUCAACUGUGUGUGUCUCAGUGCUCAGCUUUGAUGCUUGAGUGGAAAUGUCCUAGCAGUGGUCCAACCACCAUUGAAGCAGUCUUGUUCACUCUGCCCACAGACAGCUAGGAGACUGAAUGUCUUUUUGUCUCUUUUGUUUUUGUAUUGCAUCCUUUGCAUCUGCACUCACAAUGGCCUGAGACUGUUCAUCUCCUAGAUAUUUACAAUGCAAGCUGCAUAUAAGAAACAUUAUUAAUGAAUUUAGUCACCUAACAUCCCUGUUCUAUAUAUUUCUUUCCAGAUGUCUGUACAUUUCACUUUAAUUUAUUUUUGCAAAUGCUUUAACAGGCUGUUAUUUAUUUCAUAAUUUAUGGCACAUAAUGCAGCUUAGUAAUGGGUUCAACAAGCACUGAAAUUACCUCAUUCCCAUUUUGAUUUUGAAUUGCAAUAUAUGUUUUAGCCAUAUGCAAGUGCACAGUGGUUAACAUGUAACUAAUGUUUAACAUGACAUCAAGCAUUUAGCAUACCUGUGUCCUAGUUUUUGCACUAAUAGAUGAAGCAUAGAGGUAACAUUUGAGCCGUUUGAUCCACUUACAAAUGAUUUCACAGGGAUCGUUAUCAGGAAUAAAGAGAGGGUUUGUCGCUCUGAUCUCAACACUUCACAAGGUGGAGGACAAACAUGUUUCCCCCUCCUGACAGCAAGCAAACUGGCUGUCAGCUCAAAUGUCAAAUUAAUUCAUCCUCUGAUCAAGUGGAAAACAAUUGAAAUGUCAGUCCAUGUAGUAUAACAGAGAGCGAUCGAAACAAGGGGAGAUUCUUUUGACAAAACAUCUGAUGAAUUUGUUUUGAGAAAAGGGUGUUUUAAAGAUAAGAUGAUGAACUUUUUUUGUGCUCCAAAGCAGAUCACAUUCGUAGCUAUGUUCAUGUAGGGAACAGUCUCUGACUUUAUUUGCUAGGUUGUUUUUUUUAAUUAGGCACAGAGAAAAGCUGUACUUUGCUGAAAAUUAGUCUAAAUUUACAAACAGCACACAUUCCCAGUUUAUUUGGAAAAUUGUGUUCUUGCUGCACCACUGGAAUAAACCCAUAAACCAUUAUAUUUUUGAGUUGUUACUCAACAGAAGGUCUAGUUUUGAGUUGUGCAGCACUAUACAUAUUUAUUACUUGUCUAAUAUUUAUUGUUUCAUUGUAACUCUCAGUAGUAGUCAGUCUUUCUAUGCAACACUGUCACUUUGUAGUUUUUAUGACACUGCUGUAACUGAUUUUGUUGUAAAUUAUAAUCCGGCUCAUACAUAUUGUUCAACACAGACUGGAUGAAAAACUGCAGAAAAUGGUGGAAUAUUAUCCUCACUGUCUAAGCUUUUUAUCUUUUGUGUAUUUUUAAAGCACAAAUAUGACAUUCUUGUAAAAUAUGCUCAUCUGCUUUCUUGUCAAGAGUUUAAAGAUCAAUACCACGCUCAAGUCUGUUUCCUAAAUAUAACACCACAGCUAGAAGAUAGAGCCUAACUUAUUAAAAACACUGGAAAGAAGGGGCAGCAACUAGCCAAACUAACCAAAGGUAACAAAUUUUUCACUAUGGUUGAAGCCUGCUAAUUACCAACUUACAUUUUAUACAGUAAGUCACAUUUUUAAAAACUAGCAAAUGAUCAGAAGGAAAUUUCAAUCUGCAGUAAUUUAUAUUUCUAGGCACGACUCUGUUCUGGGAACUCGCUGCCUUUUCGUGUCAAAACAGUAAAAGAUGGGAACAGAAGCACAGAACAGGGUUGACAUUAGGGGUGACACUGAUUAGUCAGAAACAGCACAAGAGGAGGAGCUAGGGUGGGUUGCAAAGUAGCUUGUAGGUGUGCACAGACUAAAACAAGUUAAACAUACUGUAAGCUAAUUGGGUGUGUUGAAAGGUGUCAGAUAAGGCUGGCAAAGAGAUCAGUGCAUUUGCUGGGAUUGUGUCUGAGCUUGAGUCUGUGGCCUGACUGAAGUAAAGCUAUGCACUCCAAGGUUACUGCAAAACAAAGAAAACUGUUAAUUAGUGGGUAUUAAAGCUUGUAGUAGGUGGAACGUGUUGCCUUUGGAUAGAAUCACAUACCUAUUUCCUGCUAACCAGCAGCUGAUCACUAUGUCACAGACAUGAGCGUGGUAACGUUCUCAUUUCGCGUGUGCAUCUCCUAAGAUAUCAAAAGAUUUCUUCAAAGUUAAUUUUGAUAAUUUUUCUGCAAAAAAAAAGUUUGAAGCUGCCUUGGCUUAUAAUUAAGAGUUAUAUUUCUCGAUCAUUUCAAAUCCAUCAUCCUGUCUGCGUAACUGCUCCAGGCCUGACAGACUGCUCUCUAUGCACUCAAUACUCUCAGCUUAUUUCCCUGAAUGUCAUCUAAAUUGGAGGAAUGAGGGAAAUAUGAGGCAGGAAGAGGAAGGAACUUGGCACAGAACUCAUUCAUAAACUAUAAACUGAUGAUGACUCGUGACAAGCAGUGUUGACUAGGAGCCAUGGGAAGAUUUGUGCAGUCAAGUUGACAGAUUUUUCUAGAUGGGCACCCAGGGCAAUGCCCCCCCCCCCCCCCCCCCCCCCAUUUCUCAAUGUAAAGUUUACAUCAGUUCUUGUGCAAAAUUAUUUUGUAUAUGUGGUGUAAAUAUGCAUCUGCAUUGUAUAAAUUAUACAAAGGGUGUGACUAUUUUGUUUAGAGAAUGUGAUUGGAGCCUCCUUGGAUGUUAUAGAUAAAAUGUAUCAACCAGUUUAAGAGGAAAAAGAAGACGAUAUGCAUCAGUCAACAGACUCUAGCUGUCUUUGUGCUUAAGGUCCCUUUGAUCAUGUCUUUUGCUUUUUUAAGAAUUUCAAUAACAAGCUCAUAUAGCAAUAGUGAUUCUAUGUUAUUGUAAAAUUAUGCAUAUUCUCCCCGUUUUCCACAUGAACGAGCAUACCGAAAAAGCAUAUUUUUCAUACUGUCACGUUUUAUCUUGCGUCAGUGUGAACUCUACAUUGUAAUGUCACCUUGAAAUUGAAUCGCCCCCUCUAUGACCCCAUGAAAUUUCCUUUUGACUGUGUGUUCAGAAAAAGCUAUAUAAAAUCGUGUUCUGAAUGAUGAUGAUUGCAGUCUUGUUUUACG
Pelmatolapia mariae (spotted tilapia) is the source of this 5630-nucleotide messenger RNA. It is a transcript of the gene srrm4, whose product is annotated as serine/arginine repetitive matrix 4. Gene Ontology annotation, molecular function: mRNA binding. Bases 625 to 2484 code for a protein of 619 amino acids. The transcript is spliced from 13 exons. The record is from RefSeq and is a predicted model, not a curated record. Gene Ontology annotation, biological process: mRNA processing; regulation of RNA splicing; neuron maturation. Gene Ontology annotation, cellular component: nucleus. Lineage: Eukaryota; Metazoa; Chordata; Actinopteri; Cichliformes; Cichlidae.